AUGUCGAAGAAAACCGCAACGAAGGAAGUAGAGGAGGUGGUGCGCGUUGGCCCCACUCUCAAGGAGGGCGAGCAGGUCUUUGGUGUGGCUCACAUCUUCGCCUCGUUCAACGACACGUUCGUGCACGUGACCGAUCUGUCGGGUCGCGAGACGAUCGUGCGUGUAACGGGUGGAAUGAAGGUGAAGGCCGAUCGCGACGAAGCUUCGCCGUACGCCGCCAUGCUUGCCGCCCAGGACGUGGCCGCCAAGUGCAAGGAGGUGGGCGUCACCGCUCUGCAUAUCAAGAUUCGCGCCACUGGUGGCAACCGGACCAAGACUCCGGGCCCCGGUGCGCAGUCGGCUCUUCGUGCGCUUGCUCGUAAUGGCUUGAAGAUCGGACGUAUUGAGGACGUCACUCCCAUCCCGACAGACAGCACACGCCGAAAAGGUGGUCGCCGUGGUCGUCGUCUAUAG
Messenger RNA from Peronospora matthiolae, 453 nucleotides. Lineage: Eukaryota; Oomycota; Peronosporomycetes; Peronosporales; Peronosporaceae. The record is from the annotation of a GenBank genome assembly.